CGUUAACAUCGUCGCAAUCAAGCCUAUCAGACGGUCUAUCGAAUACAUGCGUUCACUUGGUUUGUGCGAAUAGAUUCCACGUGACUCAAAUUUCGUUCAAAUUUCUUCCCAUAUCACUUCCAUUUGUUCCGCGCGAGUCUCUGCUCUCCUAGAAGUCAGAACGGCCAUAUCAGAUCUCCCCUGGUUGCUGCCAUGGCGUCAAAUCUAGCUGCACCGCAACCGGAGACACCGGCAUCUCUUCCAUCUCCGCCGUUCGUUACUAUGAAGGGUAUACCCAAUUUUCGAGAGGUUGGUGGCUAUCCUAUCAGCAAUGAGCCUGGGAAGUCUUUGCGACGCGGUUUGCUGUUUCGAUGUGCCGAGCCCACCAAGGCUACCCCUGAAGACUUGGAAGUGAUUCGGUCGUUGGGCAUAAAUCGCAUCUACGAUUUGAGAUCAAUGCCGGAGAUUAGGAAGCACCAAGUAGCCAAUGUUGCCAAUGGAAUAGCUGGCGCGCCAUAUGAAUGGGAAGGGAUUGAGCGCGUCUACGCCCCCGUAUUCCCUGAUGAGAGCUGGGAUCCUGUGAGUAUGGCUGUGCGGCACAAAGAGUAUCAGAAGGAAGGACCUGAGGGCAUGACAAAUGCGUAUCGAACUAUUGCAUCAGAAGGCUCGAAGUCGUUUGGUAUGAUCGUUCGACAAAUCUUAGCUCAUCCUCCCCCCGGAAAUGGAUUCAUCAUACACUGCACUGCGGGAAAAGACCGCACAGGUGUAUUAGCAGCCCUGCUGCUGGAGUUUGCUGGUGUUCCGGAGUCAUACAUACUCAAAGACUACGACCUGACAAAUGUCGGCCUCGGAAAAUGGCUGGACUAUCUGGUUCAGAUUGUGCAAAAACAGACCAACUCUAGCGAGGAGUCUGCAAGAAGAAUGGCAAGUGCUAGGCCAGAUAGCAUGGCCGGCUUCUUAGCCUGGCUACGCACUCAGGGCGGUGCGGCAACGUACUUCCAGAAUGAGUGCGGCCUCUCCUCUUCUGAACUUGCUCAGUUGAAACAGAUUCUCAUUGCCGAUGAGCCACCACUGCUCAAGUAAAGCUAGGACCUCAAAUCAGGCUGAAUGACAGAGGUUUGCGAUAAGGGAUUAUAUUAGAUUUCAUUAGCUUUAACCUAUCGCGAUUAGAAUCUGGUGUAUCCGAAGAGUCAACAUCGCCUACGUUUUUCGUCUAUUCCAGUGUGUUUGAUACUGAUGCAUGGGAAAUCCUCAGAUUUGAAACGUCCCAUCAAAAGAGAUAGACGUAUCUUGCAGUCUGAAAUAUCACACCGGCUUCACGCUAUUAUUCUUAUAGCCUUGACAAAUUAUUUUCAU
This is a messenger RNA of Verruconis gallopava, 1335 nucleotides long. RefSeq lists its product as uncharacterized. The record is from RefSeq and is a predicted model, not a curated record. Gene Ontology annotation, biological process: dephosphorylation. The transcript is spliced from 2 exons. Gene Ontology annotation, molecular function: phosphoprotein phosphatase activity. Lineage: Eukaryota; Fungi; Ascomycota; Dothideomycetes; Venturiales; Sympoventuriaceae. The coding region runs from base 193 to 1062 and encodes 289 amino acids.